GUCUACCGGGCGGAUCUGUCGAGUCUACCGGGCGGAUCUGUCGAGAGUCAAACUGAAAGCGAAAAGCAAGUGAAUGCCACUGACAACGACAAAGACAGGCAAACGGUACGUCAGCAAAUGUAAGAAAGACGGCACGAGUGAAACUAAAGGUCAGAGGUCAAUGGGGUCGAGAUGCACGUCCAGUGCUUGCAAAAGGGCGUCCAACCGCUUCAGUGAAGAAACGAGAGUCGAGCUGUUCGCCGGCUUCUGGCAGUGCAUGAACUGGGUCCAGAGGAAUACCUACGUGUCCGGGUUGGUCGACUGCGACCCGGUGGAGAGAACCCGAGCCGGUCGAGAAGGUCGGUCUCGAUCCGCUAUAAUUUGAUGGCCGACGGUGACCGAAAACAGAUGUUCCUCUGCACUUUGGGGAUCGGCGAGUGGUCGGUGCUCCACUGGGCUCCAACCGUGUCUCAGCGGGACGCGUCCGAGGACUCCGCCAACGAGCGAACGCAGAGGAAGUCCCGCAAAGCCUCCGAGCACGUGGUCCUGACCCAGUUCCUCGAGAGUUUACCCAAAGUUCCCUCGUACUGUUGUGGCACGUCCGUGUCCAAGCUGUAUCUGGAGCCGGUCUUCUCCAACAUGUCCGAGGUGUACAGGUUUCUCAUUGCUUAGGACAUCCUGUACGUUUCCUUGGAUCCUGUUGAGCCCAGACCGCGGCGGCCUCUUCCAGCCUCACACUCUCUGAAGCAGUUCGGUCUUCACUUAAGAUGAAUGAUUUAAACUGUCAUUAUUCUGUUUGUUUGUUUUUAUCGUGCCUUGUUCUUUCUUGAAAUGUCACUUCUGAUGUCAAGCGUCAUCCUCGGUUCAAGACUAAAACUAAAAUGUUCCAUAAUGUGUGUAAAUAAACCUGUUUGGGAUUUUAAAGUCAAACGCCUUAAAGGACUUGAAACACUGCAAACUGAGUUAUUGGUUCUUAUUUAUUUCACUCCAUUUGAACCUGAAGUGCUCCAUUCCCUUUUUGUGCAGAAUAAGAACAACACAAGCUACAGAGACCGCAGCCAAGUUCUUUUUCUUUUUUUGGGGGACUGAGCAGCCGGACAAAACAGAGUCUUUGUAAAGUGGCAGGAAGUUGUCCAGAUAUCCGCAGGGCCUCUGCAAAAAAACGAGCGAGUGAACAAAGUGGGCUGGGCGGCGGCGGCGGCGGAGCUGGAAGGUGUUGGCGGCGGCGGCGGCGGCGAGCGGUGAUGGGAGGCAACUUUCUUUACUUGUAGAGUUCCCGGUGAGCAGCAGGACGACAGACAGAGCUCUCCAGGUUUGUGUCAAACAGCUCCCUGAGACCGGGCGUCUGAUUCCUCUGAGCGGAGAGGAGGAUGUCGGCUCUGAGGACGUUCGUGCUGCUCGGACUGAGCUGGACGUGUCGCGCUCUAUUGUUCUGCUAUGAAUUCAUGGUCCCGCACACACCUGCCAAGUCCAUUGUCCCAUUCCUCUUGCCGCGGUGGUGACCUUCGACCUUUAUCAAGUCCCGGCCCACUCCAUUUCCUGUUGCUAUUCGCUUCUCCUGGAAACUUCCUGUUUAUGUCGGGCCCGUUUCCUGCUUCCCUUUAACGGCCCGUAUCAGGACCCACCUUUCAUGGCUCGACCUGCAUUGUUAUGAGUAGCUGCUGAUGCUCUGAGACAAUGAGGUCUGGAUGUGAACCGCUUGCCUGGUGCAAUGAAGCUGCAAGACCCAAUGAAACAAUUCACUCCAUUUAUUUGCCAACACAUGUGAAUAAGGAAGGGACGCUUGCCCUUAAAAAGACCCAUGUGACCCUCUUUUGACCCCCAUGACCCUCUUUUGACCCCCACAGCUGCGUCUGGUGACCCGUGGGGUCAGUGUCCCGUCAACAGAAAGUGUAAGGACAAGUUUGGAAACGGGUCAUGUGACAGAGAGUGUAUGGAGCCCGAGUGUCUCAGAGACGCCUUCGACUGCCUGAAGGACAGGGGCCACUGCAACCCGGGCCACAUCCAGUACUGCCGCGACCACUACGCCAACUCCCACUGCGAGCAGGGAUGCGACAGCGCCCCCUGUGGGUGGGACGGCAGCGACUGCUUCACGCACCAGAGCCCCCUGUGGGCCAAAGGCACGCUGGUCCUUCACGCCAGCCUCCCACAACACCGCGGAGCCUUCUCCAACAGCUCCCUGCUCUGGGCCCUCAGCGUCCUCCUCCAGUCGCCGCUCACGCUGAGGGGGUCCGCGCCGCUCGCCACCAACAGGAACUUGUUUGACUUCGACUCUCAGCAGCUCGCCAGCCUGCUGGCGAAGGCAUCUGCAGCGGACUCGAACGGCUCACUCCUUUUCCUCCAAGUGGACAACAGGCCGUGCUCCCGUCUGCCCUCCACCUGUUUCCCUCACGCCACCGAGGCGGCCAGUUUCCUGCGUGCCGUACUGCUGCUGAAGCCCGGCUUGUUCCCCAACCUCUCGGAGCUGAAGGCCGUCGUCAGCAUCAGGGGUGUCCGGGAGGAAAUAGGAAGCAGGGAGGAGGAAAAGGUGAAAGAGGAAGUCAAAGAGCCGACCCCCGCAUGGCUGUGGGCCGUGAUCGCCGUGGCGAUUGGCCUGCUGCUGGUGCUGGCCCUGGUGGCGUUCCUGGUGGCGAGGAGGGUGAGGCAGCAGCGGGCGCAGAGGGAAGGCGGCCACCGGGUGAGACACCGGUCCACGGUCACAGACGACGAGCCCCGGUCCAAGGCCUCGACGCCGCACGCAGCCAACCAAGAGCCGAGGGUCAGAUCCAGCAGAGAGAAAGAGAAGGUCAGCUUGAGGAAGAAGAAGAAAGCGAAGGAGGCGGAGAAAAAGAGGAGGAGGGAACCGCUGGGGGAGGACGCCAUUCGCAUGCGACCCCACAAGAGGGAGCCGGACAUCGGAAGCGACACCGACUUUACCCAGAGUUCAAUGGAAGACAUCAACGCGAGGUGCUCCAGACGACCAGAGGAGCCCUCCAUCUGUGACCACAGGAGCCCGGAGCAGAAACACUACCGGGCCGGAGCCUCGCAGCCCCGCAGGCCUGCACAACCGCCGCCUAGAGGAUGGGAGAGAAACGCCAUCCCUCCUCCUCUGCUCAGUCCUCCUCAGCAGUCGGCCGAGUGGUGUGGCCCGGAUGGCUCUGUGGUUCUGAUCCGAGCGGUGCGGAGCGGGCUGGACCGAGUGGUCUUGGAGCUGCUGCGAGCGGGAGUACCGGUCAACAACACGGAUCAUACUGGGAGAUCAGCCCUGCACUGGGCAUGCUCAGUAAACCAUCUCACCCUAACAAGGACCCUCAUUCGCUACGGGGCGGCUGUGGACCUGCAAGACAACAAGGGCGAGACGGCGCUCUUCCUCUCCGCCCUCCACGGUUGCUAUGAUACGGCCAGACUUCUCCUCCUCCACGGUGGCAACCUCGAGCUGCACGAUCGGAGAGGGCGCCGUCCGAUCGACGUGGCCAGGGAGGGCAUUCACCACCAGGUCCUGGAACUCCUGUUGGCUCACCAAAUUCAGAGAGGGCCGGUUCCCGUCGACACGGCCAACGACAUGCUGUGGGAGGAGCGCGCUCUGAUGUUCUCGCCGUGGGUGGGAUCGCAAGGGAUGCCUGGAAGAAGUGCCUCCUUCUCUGGGAUCAUAGGGCAUCGAGAUAUGACCCCACCUCCACAAAAUGAUUGGUCGAUGAGCCGAGUGCAGUACCCCGCUCCUCAGAACUGGCGACCGCAGCUCAACCAAUCAGCAACAGCUCUGGUCCCACCAAGAGUUAUGGGCCGCUCCCCUCGGCCAAUCAGCACCUUACAGGAGGUGACCUCGGAAGACGAGGAUCGCGAUCGGCAUCAGGAAGUCCCCAGAGCCGCAACGCCCCACUUCCUGUCGCCCCAGCCUGCCCCUCGGCAGCGUUCCUUUUCCUGCACCCAGCAUGCAUUGCAGCGCCGCUCCAGUGGCCACCAGCCAGAGCCCAAUUAUGUUAUUGUGACAGACAGAACAGCCAAUGAGCCCAUAGAAAGAGUGGUUGUUUCACCUCCCACAGAAGCCGCCGCCCACACAAACCGCCUGCCAGCAGAGCAAGCAGCGGCCAGUUUAACCGCUUCAGAGCAGAAGUCCAGAGGUGAGAGGUCAAACAACACAUCUGACUCCACACAAACAGCCUUGUAGAGAGAACCAGCAACCAAACGCCUGCUGCCUUUCCAUUCAGCCCAAAAGAACACGUGAAGUUAAUGACUUACAACGAAGCUAUCUUGAGAUCUUAAUUAUUAUUCAAUAAGCAAGCAGCCCCUCCCCAGUUUUUCACUCAGCCUUGCCUAAAUUAUUAUUAUUGUUGUUAUUAUUAUUAUGUUUUACUAAAGGGGGGUUUAAUGUCCUUGUACAUGUCUGAGAUGCAUGCCAGUCCAACGUGUGAUGAAGAUCAGUCGCGCUGAAACUGCCACAUGGAGUGAAUCUUGUUGCCAUUUAUUGUAAUAUGUUCACAUUGUCUUCACUAUUCUGAUUAUUCCGGGAAUAUUUGAAAGAGAGAUGAUUUUUUAACAAAAGGAAACGUGUGCGUGGCGGCACAAAGGUGUCAGAAUUCUGCUGAUUCAUGCAAUAAAGUGACGUUUGGUGCAAAUCA
Messenger RNA from Cyclopterus lumpus (lumpfish), 4577 nucleotides. It is a transcript of the gene notchl, whose product is annotated as notch receptor, like. The transcript has 13 exons. NCBI's taxonomy places the organism in Eukaryota, Metazoa, Chordata, Actinopteri, Perciformes, Cyclopteridae. Bases 1913 to 4126 code for a protein of 737 amino acids. The record is from RefSeq and is a predicted model, not a curated record. Gene Ontology annotation, molecular function: protein binding. Gene Ontology annotation, biological process: cell differentiation; multicellular organism development; Notch signaling pathway. Gene Ontology annotation, cellular component: membrane.